Messenger RNA from Effrenium voratum, 681 nucleotides. Lineage: Eukaryota; Dinophyceae; Suessiales; Symbiodiniaceae. The record is from the annotation of a GenBank genome assembly.
AUGUCCCCGCCUGCGCGCUUGUUGGAGAUCUUGCCGGAAUGGCUUGCAGACUUUCUGGAGGGCAAAGCCCUCCUACGUGUCACGCGCACCUGCCGCGCAGCCUGCAGUGGACGCCAUUUAGAGCAAGCUGCCGCGGCACGCCGUGCCUUGGAAGGUUUGGCGAGAUUCCUCCAGAGAACUCCUGUUAACCUGCCUUUCUUCACCGCCUCGGACAGGGGCAAGGUGAGAGUGCAGGCUUGCUGGGAUUUCGCGGAGAUGUGCCCGGGCAAAUUCUUUGUGCCGUCUUUCAUGACUGGGCAUUUCGGGACUGGUUUGCGCUUUGGAUUAAAGGACUGGAUAGUUGGCCGCGCCAGCGCCUACUUGCGCGGAUUGAGCCCUGCCCAAGCAAUGCGAGAGCUGAACUGCUUCCUUCCGGAGAAUGCACGGCCGGAGUUCGACCACUUCAUGAGCCUGCUAGAAAGGAACAGCGCCCGCUACUUUUGUUCAUACAUGGCCCACCGAGAGGACUGUCCAUCAGACUGUCCCUGCCGCGCCAUGGACGACAGCGACAUCGAGAUGGACCUGGACUAUAAUCCUGUGGAGCCUGGGUUGGUCAUUGCCUUCCGCUAUGAUGCCUUCAAUGUGGCCAUUUGCGCGCGCCGUGAUCGGCUGAGGGCUAGCUCACUAGCGAGACAAAUCUGA